This is a messenger RNA of Ixodes scapularis (black-legged tick), 342 nucleotides long. RefSeq lists its product as uncharacterized. NCBI's taxonomy places the organism in Eukaryota, Metazoa, Arthropoda, Arachnida, Ixodida, Ixodidae. Bases 1 to 342 code for a protein of 113 amino acids. The transcript is spliced from 6 exons. The record is from RefSeq and is a predicted model, not a curated record.
AUGGGAAAUCUGGCCAUCGUUCUUCUACUAGUGUCCAUUGUGUCAAGUUGUAAGUUUGUAUAUUUUUAUGCCGGUUGGAGGAGGUGGCGUUGCCAAUAUCACUUUAAUUGCUCGCCACGUGCGGUUUGCGACAAUGGUACAUGCAAGGAGAUUCCUUGCAAAGACAACAGCGCCUGCCCCGGAAUUUUGACUUGUUAUUAUGGCAUGUGUGAUGGAAAUGUGGAAGAAGACGAAAUAAAUCGCAAUAUAGGGACACCCUGCAAAAACAUCGGCGAUUGCUACUUCAACUUGGUUUGCCAAAAUGGAUCUUGCCAGAGUAAGUAUAACGAAUGCCGCACUUAA